GCAGUACCUCCCCCGGUGUUGCCUUGUAACGUGAACGAGCCGCACUUUGUUAUUCCCUUUUUUUUCUUCAUCGUGGACAAAUCUCGGUGAAGAUCUCGCGAACGGCGUUCCAUUGCGUUCCGUUUGUUUGAUGCGCUGGUGAUGAUGGGACGCGGUCUUUCACUCACUGAAUCAAAGCCGACUGGAUGAAAUACCGAUUUAUAUAUUUUAAAAAGGCAUUUUGCUGACUUCUGCAUUUCUUGCCAAAUGCUUGCAGGCCCUGGUGGAGCAGUGUGAUGGGCCCCAUUCCCCUGUGUCUGCUGCUCUGUGCCCUGCCCCUGUGUGUUCCUAUCUGGGGGGCCACGGUGACGAUGACGACGAUAAAGAGUAUGGCUGGUCCGUGCAGAGUAUCCCGUUGAUUCUGGACAGGCACACAGUGCAUCUGCGGACUUCCAAAUUUGGGGGGAAGGGUGAUGGGGCAUGUGGGGAUGCUCCCACAUUUGGGGGGAAGGAUGAGGGGGCAGAUGGGAGGGAGGGGAUGUGUAGGAUAGAGUGUCAGAGCGCUCUCUCCCCUCCCGACCAGGCCACGGUGGAGAGCAUGCUGGGAUAUGAGACAGUGUACGAAAACGGCACGCGCACAUACACCGAUGUCACACUGCAGGGCCUGAAUGAGACGACUUCACGCACACCCUCACACACUCGCAGGAAACGUCAGGUGUACGGCUUAGACGGGCGCUUUGUCAUCUCAGACAGCCACUUUACCACCAACUACCCGUUCUCCACGGCGGUCCGCCUGUCCACGGGCUGCUCCGGGGUCCUGGUGUCUGACAAACACAUCUUGACGGCAGCCCACUGUGUCCACGACGGGAAGGACUACCUGCAGGGGGUCCGCAGGCUGAAAGUCGGGGUCCUACAGGUCAAAUCUAAACGAGGUAGGGGGGGGGGAGGAGGAAGGGGGGGGGAGGAGGAGAGGUGGGAGGAGAGGAGGAGAUCAGAGGGAGGUGAAGAAGGGAACACAGAGAAGGAGAGGAGAGAGGGAGGGGGUAGGCAGAGAACGAGGGGUAGCAGAAGUAGCCGUGUACAACGCAGCACAGAAACUAAAAAGCAGCCCUCCUUCCGCUGGACACGUGUGAAACAAAUCCACAUCCCCAAGGGUUGGAUACACACAGGGGACGAUGACAGUAACGCCGUCACCCCUGACUAUGACUACGCCCUCCUAGAGUUGAAACGGCCAAUCAAACAGAAGCACAUGGAGCUGGGGGUGGCGCCCGCUGCAAAGCCCCUCCCCUUGGGUCGCAUCCACUUCUCAGGGUUUGACAAUGAGCCAGAGGGAGGACAAACGGAGGGAGAGAAAGAAAAGGUGGUCUAUCGCUUCUGUUCAGUGACGGAGGAGUCAGACGACCUGUUGUAUCAGCACUGUGACGCCCAGCAGGGGGCGUCAGGUGCUGGCGUAUACAUCCGGCUCAGACAGGAAGUGGAGGGGUCCAAUAAGAGGAAGUGGCAGCGGAAGGUGAUUGGAGUGUUCUCAGGGCACCGCUGGGUGGAAGGGGACCGGGGUGAAAAGAGGGAUUAUAAUGUGGCGGUGAGGAUCACUCCACCUAAAUACGCACAGAUCUGCCACUGGAUCCAUGGGGAUCCCAGCAUGUGUACGAAGGCCUGAGAAGUCAGGGAUAUGCUGGAUCUGUCAGACUGAGGAAGAAACACAUGUUCAUCUAGCACUUUUCACUGAGACCUCAAAGUGCUGAAAUGGUGGUCAACGAACUAUCAAAUGGCCAGCACAGACAGAUCAGAUGGAAUAGGAUUUUGGAAUAUGGGAUGAUUUUCAUGCUCCAGUCAAUCAAACAGAUUCCUAUCCAGAAUGCCAAAAAAUGAUUUUGAGGUCUCAAAAUUCUAUGGUGCUCUCCAUACACUAACAGGUUUUUCAGUCUUAUAUGCCUUGAUGUGUUGCUUCCAAGAAAUGCCCAUUGUGCACGUAAUUACGGGGGGGCUAAGAUGAAUUCCAUUGGUGCUCAUUUUUACCAUCUCUGCAUGAUUCAUAGUUUUGCUAUCUGGAUUAAAUGUAAACGUGUUUUCUUGAGUAUUUCCUAAAUAUAAAUGUAGCUUGUUAAAAAUCAUUUUGUAUUUCUUUAUAUAAAAGCCUACCAUUGAAUACGAAAGAAAAUGUGUGAUGGACUGAACAUGGAGCAUGAAUGACAACAGUGAAGACAUCAGCGUAUUUGAAUUUUAUUGCAUCUCAAUGGGACUCACAUGCAAGUGGGGGACAGGAGAGGAGUGAUGCCAUCCAAGAACCAAACAACACCGCCUUCAACCAAAUAUAUAGCAAACAUUGUUAUCCACAUUAUUCUAUAUGAUACAUGUUCUGUAUCUUUUUCUUUCUCAACACAUUAAGAUAGUCACUUUGGAAGAGAAACAACACAUGGAACAUCCAGUGUAUAUAUGAAACCUUUACAGCCAAUUAGUUCGCAACACCCCUGGAGUGUUGCUACAGGGGACGAUACAACCGUACUGAUCACUGCAUCACAAUGACCUUGUGGAAGUGCCCCAAUAAUGUUUACAAACAUUUCCUUGUCUCAUUCACUCCAUGACCACUGAUAGGUGUAAGGACUGCCUUUCAUCUAUCGAUUCAAUUCAGAUAAUUGGCCGUUAAGGAAAGGAGACAAGUAUAUUUUGAUUUUUUAAAGUAUUUGGAUGAUCAACUUCACUUGACAUGCUUAAAUGCAGUACCACUUCACACCACCAGGGAGUGCAACAGUAAACACUGGGACUGAGUUUGCAUUCAAUACUGCCUUCAAAUACAGAUAGGGAGAUACUGUACAAGGGAAAGGAUCUUUUUUGAAUCUUCUUACAUUUUUUUCAAUCUUACAAUUCAUAGACAUAAUUAAAAUAUACGAUACAUUUUCUCUCAAAAUAAAGAUUAAAGAAAUAUAUGUAUAAUCUAUCAUUUAAAAUAUUCAAAAACGCAUAUGUCAAUUUGAACAUAGUCAACAAAUGUUGCAUGUAACACACAAUUUUAAAAAACGGACAAAAUAAAAACAAAUAUGAAUUGAAUGGAAAA
Molecule: messenger RNA, 3034 nt
Organism: Oncorhynchus gorbuscha (pink salmon)
Lineage: Eukaryota; Metazoa; Chordata; Actinopteri; Salmoniformes; Salmonidae
Product: inactive serine protease 35-like
Exons: 3
Coding region: 518-1639 (373 amino acids)
Biological process (GO): proteolysis
Molecular function (GO): serine-type endopeptidase activity
Source: RefSeq, a predicted model, not a curated record